AUGCAACUUCAAGAAGAAAUCAACGAUUUAAUGUCUUCUCCUAGCUUUAACUGUUACUACUCAGAUAGUUUGACAGCCAUGGCAGCCGCGAAAGUCAGCCGUGAGUUCAAGCAGGAACAGGUUCAUGAACUAAGUUAUGUUAAUGAAGAGGAUUUUGAGUUCUCGGUGGAGCUCUCCGAUGUAGAACUUAAUUCUGGCAAACAGAUCGAUCUCGAAGAUCCUCAAUUCGUUUUUCCAAUUUUCGACAACGAGAAACUCACCAAGGACGAUGCGGUUGAAGAAAUCGAUAUUGCUUCUUCUUUUAGGAUUCAGGUACAGAAAUUGUUUGUUGAUGAUGUUGAAGAAUCAUCGUCUUCUUCUUCAGUAGAAGCUUCCGAAUUGGAAACUCGACAUUCUGGAAUUUUCUGUAUGUGGAGGUCAAAACCUGACGUUGCGUACUCGCCUCUUACAAAAAGUAAAAAGAGCAGCUCUACUGGAUCCGGAUUGAGAAGAUGGAGAAUCUGGAAUUUACUCCGGCGGAACCGCAGCGAAGGUAAGGCGUCGGCAUUCUUACUGUGGCAUAAGAAAGUGGAGACCUCGAAGCAAAAAUGGAAUGCAAAGUCCGACGAGAUUAACAGAGUCGCCGGAAAACUAAAAACUCCGUCGUCUCCGUCGUUUCACGAGCUAUUUUACGUGCAGAAAAGAGCAGAACAGAAAGGCGAUAAGAUGAAGACGUUUCUACCUUACAAACAAGAUCUCCUUGGGUUCUUUGUUAAAAUCAACAGAAUUGGGGUAUCAUUCUAA
Messenger RNA from Lactuca sativa (garden lettuce), 783 nucleotides. The record is from RefSeq and is a predicted model, not a curated record. Lineage: Eukaryota; Viridiplantae; Streptophyta; Magnoliopsida; Asterales; Asteraceae.